AUGAAGGAUUUGGGUCUUCUCAGCUAUUUUCUCGGCUUGGAAAUCUCUCAUGAUUCGUCUGGUUACUUUCUCUCCCAAGCCAAGUAUACUUCUGAUCUUUUGGCUCGUGCUGGUCUUACCGAUUGCAAGAUAGUCUCUACUCCUGUUGAUCUUCAGACUCGUCUCACACCUCUUGACAGUUACCUGUUGUCUGAUGCUACUUUAUAUCGUCAACUAGUUGGCAGUCUUGUCUAUCUCAUAGUUACUUGUCCAGACAUUGCUUAUGCUGUUCACAUUGUUAGUCAGUUCAUGGCUGCUCCUCGUUCUUCAUACUAUGAUGCUCUAGUUCGCAUUUUAUGCUAUCUCAAAGGCAUUAUGUUUCAUGGUCUUCAUUACUCCGCUCACUCUUCCCUACAGUUACAUGCAUUUGUGAUGCUAAUUGGGAAGGGAACCCUACUGAUCAUCGUUCUACUAUAG
Molecule: messenger RNA, 456 nt
Organism: Camellia sinensis
Lineage: Eukaryota; Viridiplantae; Streptophyta; Magnoliopsida; Ericales; Theaceae
Source: RefSeq, a predicted model, not a curated record